AUGCCUGCGCCGGCAACCCCACAGCCCCGCCUGCGCCACGGCGCCACGGCGCUCCCGCUCCUCCUGACGGCUCUCGCCACCGCCCUCGCCUGCCACCACCUGCGUCCCCGCGACGCCACCUUCGCCUGGGACAGCCUCCAGCUCCUCCAGGCCCUGGCUCCCAGCCCGCCACAGCCCUGCCACCACCACCAGCACGCGCCCUUCUUCCCCGACACCCUCCUCCACACCAACCACCCACAGCAAGCCGCCGCCACCGCCCUCCACAUCCUCCAGCACCUCCUCACCACCCUCAGCAGCCCCAGCACCCCCCAACACUGGGACGACCAGGCACGCCACCUCCUCCUCAACCACCUCCAGCAUUACAUCCACCACCUGGAGCAAUGCCUGCCAGCCAGCGGGACACUCUUCGGAAGACGAGGGCCCCGCAACCGGCUGCUCACCAUCGCCAAAUACUUUGGACGCAUCCAGGACUUCCUGCACACCCACAACCACAGCGCCUGUGCCUGGGACCACGUCCGCCUCGAAGCUCGCGCCUGCUUCCAACAUGUGGACACGCUCAUACGGCAAAUGAAGAGCCAAGCCACUCCUGCCCUCCACCAAACCAACCCACGCCAAACACCCAUCCUCACCCAACGCUGGUGGCCACAGAUCAAGCAGAGGCAGCAGCAGCCCGGGCUGGGAUUGCCCAGCAAUGCUCACACCUCUUCCAGCCAGGAGCCUGCGCCAACGGGGAAACAGGCAUGA
Gavia stellata (red-throated loon) is the source of this 744-nucleotide messenger RNA. RefSeq names its product interferon-like. The transcript has a single exon. Bases 1 to 744 code for a protein of 247 amino acids. Gene Ontology annotation, molecular function: cytokine activity; type I interferon receptor binding. Gene Ontology annotation, biological process: humoral immune response; adaptive immune response; cytokine-mediated signaling pathway. The record is from RefSeq and is a predicted model, not a curated record. NCBI's taxonomy places the organism in Eukaryota, Metazoa, Chordata, Aves, Gaviiformes, Gaviidae. Gene Ontology annotation, cellular component: extracellular region.